AUCGUUGGGUGAAAAACAUCAAGUUGGCACAGCAGUGUUUACGUUUUAUUUUUUGCCGGUGUUUGCAGAGUUUUUAGACUGUAAUUUGGCACAGAAUGGCUGUUCCCACAACGGUAUCCCUGGCGCUAGCAUCCGUCUCGGCAGUGCUGAUCUUUUCCGGCAUGCAAAUGUACCGUCCCCUGUUAGCAUCCUCACAGAUAGCGACGAUUUUCGGUGGAUAUCUCGGGUCCUGGCUAUUCGUUCUCUCUCUGACGGCGGUGUCCAACUUGGAAGCAGUCGUGCUGGGUAGCGGAUUCCAAGCGAAGUUCUUUCCGGAAGUGUUGUUCUGUCUAGUUGGCGCCCUGUUUGCUUGCGGCAUGGUCCACCGUGUAUGUGUUACGUCGUGUAUUCUGUUCUCGAUCGCAGCGCUUUACUACGUCAACAAGAUAUCCCAAAAAGUGCACAACGUCACGGCCGUCCAAGUGGACAGUUACGCCGGAAAGAAGAAGAAAAAGUAGAACCGAAACAACUGGACUCGCAACAUUCUCAGACGGACGGAAGGAAUGGACGGGUCACAACUUCAUCACUCUUUAUACGUAGGAUUAUUGCUUAGCACUCUCCCGAAAGUCGCCGUUGCUAUCACAUAAGAAAAAAUAUAACAUUCUCCAUUUAAAGUAUUUUCACGGUUUCACGGUCGUUUCGUUCGUUUGGGCAACAUUUUUGGUUCGUCUUCGAUACGGUUUCGGAUACGGUUUUCGGAUACAUUUGGCCAGAAAAACAAUCAAUUCAAACACGAGGACGUUUUUGCGUUUUUAAAUAUUGUUAACUAAUUUUAUUAGUUAAUUAUCUAAAGAUUUUCCACCUUUGCUUCACAACUUCUUCACGGCUCCUCGAACUGAUUCCUUACGUUCUU
This is a messenger RNA of Anopheles bellator, 892 nucleotides long. Its product is annotated as protein KRTCAP2 homolog. Bases 96 to 497 code for a protein of 133 amino acids. NCBI's taxonomy places the organism in Eukaryota, Metazoa, Arthropoda, Insecta, Diptera, Culicidae. The record is from RefSeq and is a predicted model, not a curated record. The transcript has 4 exons.